GUCAGUGACUGCAGCCGGCUGGAAGAAGGCGGCACUGAGUUUCCUUGGGAGGGCUGCGCGUCGGGCGCGUCUCCCCUCCCCCUUUCCCCUCUUUUGCCACUAGCCUUGGACUUAGUUGUUGCACGCAAUCGGCUCCCGUUGAACUAGCAGUUCUGGAGAGGUGACGGCUGGCGGAGGUGAUGCCUGGGGGCCCUCCCUUGACAGCCCGGGCCGGGAAGAGUCUCUGCAGGAGGUAUCACCCAGGCUGGCAGAUCAUGGUGGCAGCAGUGAGGGUGGCUGGGAAGUGAAAAGGAGCCAGCAACUGAGGAGGGGCCCCCAACAGCUCCCGAAGAUCCUAUCAGGACAUGGAGUAUGAAAGACGAGGUGGUCGUGGUGACAGGACUGGCCGCUAUGGAGCCACUGAUCGCACACAGGAUGAUGGUGGAGAGAACCGCAGCCGGGACCAUGAUUAUAGAGACAUGGACUACCGCUCCUACCCCCGAGAGUAUGGCAGUCAGGAGGGCAAACAUGAGUAUGAUGACUCAUCUGAAGAGCAAAGUGCAGAGAUCCGUGGCCAGCUGCAGUCCCAUGGUGUCCAAGCACGGGAGGUUCGGCUGAUGCGGAACAAAUCCUCAGGUGAAUUUUCGUUCCCAGUGCCCUCCCCUUCUGCUGACCAACCUCAGCCUCCAAAACUCCCUUCUGCCUCUGCCUUUCCCUCCCUCUUCCCCUCCCUAUGCCUCUUCCUGCCACAGCUGGGAAUGGGCAGCUUGGGGAGGGUGCCCUCUCUUUUUCUCUCCCACCCCCACUCUCACAGCUCCAGCCAACAGCCUCUACAGGAGGGCUUGUCCUGAAGAGGGUACAGCUCU
Microtus oregoni (creeping vole) is the source of this 845-nucleotide messenger RNA. Its product is annotated as RNA-binding protein 10-like. The record is from RefSeq and is a predicted model, not a curated record. The transcript is spliced from 4 exons. Bases 345 to 830 code for a protein of 161 amino acids. Lineage: Eukaryota; Metazoa; Chordata; Mammalia; Rodentia; Cricetidae.